Cebus imitator (Panamanian white-faced capuchin) is the source of this 3824-nucleotide messenger RNA. It is a transcript of the gene CFAP251, whose product is annotated as cilia and flagella associated protein 251. Bases 204 to 3665 code for a protein of 1153 amino acids. Gene Ontology annotation, cellular component: sperm flagellum. The transcript has 22 exons. NCBI's taxonomy places the organism in Eukaryota, Metazoa, Chordata, Mammalia, Primates, Cebidae. Gene Ontology annotation, molecular function: protein binding. The record is from RefSeq and is a predicted model, not a curated record.
GCCACGGAUCCUUGGCGGGGGUCCCCGGCCUGGCGAGGUCUGGCGCCCCUUGGGGGGCGCUCACCCGACCUGGGCCUUGUGGGGGUGGCCCCGAGGAGACCUGAGUUGGAGGCAGAGGCCGCACCUGGGCUUUAGUCCUCCUGCAGAGUCACGGACCUGGCACCCUUGCCCCAAACCCUUGUGGCUCGAACCCGGCCUUCCAGAUGCGCCGGCAAAGUUGGGCUCAGUCAGAAGAGGCUGGUGAGGAAACUCUACAGAGAAGGAUGUCAGAUGCAGAGGAGGCCCCCAGAGAAUCGACAGGACAAAAUGGAGAAACAGAAAUGAAAGAAGAGGAGGAACCUAAUCCAAAUUAUAAAGAAGUAGAAAAUCCACAAGAGGAAUUGAAAGAUGACACAUUAGCAUGGAGAGAGUCUCAGGAGGAGGAGAGGAAAAAGGGCGAGGAGGAAGGGGAGGAGGAGGAGGAAGAGGAGGGGGAGGAGGACAAAGAGAUUGCCAUGGAAGAAACUCAGGAAAAAGCUGGAGAAGCCCAGGAGGAGGAGGCUUCAGGAAUACAGAAAGAAACCACAGUGGAGCCCCAAGAAAUGAAAAAAUCCAUGACCAGUUUGGAGACACAGAUUACCGAUUCCCAGUCAAUCACAUCAGCAAUUUUCCCAACAACCCAAAGAGGUAGCGAGUCAAAGCCUUCCUUACAGCCAGAGGAUUCAGAAGCAGAUGAAUUUCUUGAUUUGGAUCAAAUCAGUCCUGAGGAACAACAGAUGAGUUCCCCUGAAAGGCAGCCUUCAGGAGAGCUUGAGGACACCAACCAGAGGCCCCAGGAUGAACUGGGACGAGAAAGAAGGGACUUGGAGCCAGAAAAGAAAGAGGAGGGACAAGAAAGGAGCGUAUCCUCUACCCAGUCCAUAGCAGGGAUCUCCAGGGAGUCACUGGUGUCCACCACCACAGAGGACGUUUUGUUUCAAAAGGAUAAAAGUGCCCCGGUGUAUCCCUUGACCUUGACCUGGUCGUUUGGAUGGAACAGUUCUCUUCCUGUUUACUAUGUUCGAGAGGAAAAGCAGAGAGUUCUUCUGUAUGUUUGCGCUCACACUGUGAUCAUCUACAACGUAUUCAGGAAUCAUCAGUACCACCUUCAGGGCCACGCCAAUAUUAUCUCCUGCAUCUGCAUCAGUGAAGACAGGCGGUGGAUCGCCACAGCAGACAAAGGGCCAGACUGCCUGGUCAUUAUAUGGGACACCUUCACAGGUAUUCCUGUGCACACGAUAUUUGACAGCUGCCCCGAAGGGAAUGGUAUCAGGGCAAUGGCCAUGGCCCACGAUGCCAAGUAUCUGGCAACCAUCUCAGAUGCUGAAGUCCAGAAGGUGUGCAUCUGGAAGUGGACUUUGGCAGUGGAAACACCAGCAUGUACUCUUGAACUCCCCAAAGAGUACGGUUUUCAGAACUACCUCACUUUUAACCCAACAAACAAUAAAGAAUUGGUGAGCAAUAGUAAAACACAGGCAAUAUAUUAUGCAUGGUAUGAAGAGAGAGACACACUGGCUCACAGUGCCCCACUUUUAACAGAAAAAACUUUCAACAAGCUUGUGGGAAAGUUUAGCCAGUCCAUCUUCCACUUGAAUUUAACACAAAUACUGUCAGCCACGAUGGAAGGGAAGCUGGUUGUCUGGGAUAUACACCGCCCACCGUCAUCUGCCUCCACCUUUUUGGGCUUUCCCUAUAUCAAGCCUUGUAAAUUGGUUCAUUUGCAGAAAGAGAGUAUCACUGUGCUUACUACAAUUGAUAGCUACAUUGUCACAGGUGACAUUAAGGGUAACAUCAAGUUCUAUGAUCACACCCUGUCCAUUGUUAACUGGUACAGUCACUUGCAACUGAGCGCCAUAAGAACUCUGUCCUUUUCAAAGACCCCAGCAACUCCUCCUACUGAAAAAUCAAACUAUCCUCCCGACUGCACUUUAAAAGGUGACCUUUUUGUCAUAAGGAAUUUUAUCAUUGGAACAUCUGAUGCCACCAUGUACCACUUAACAACAGAUGGGACCAAACUUGAGAAGUUAUUUGUAGAGCCCAAGGAUGCCAUUUGUGCCAUCUCCUGCCACCCAUAUCAACCCCUCAUUGCCAUCGGGAGCAUCUGUGGGAUGAUCAAAGUGUGGAAUUAUGAAAAGAAGCGAUACCUUUUCAGCAGGGUUUUUGAGAAGGGGCUUGGAGUCCAGAGUCUGACCUAUAACCCAGAAGGAGCCCUUCUUGGAGCUGGCUUCACAGAGGGAACAGUUUACAUUCUUGAUGCAAUGUCUUUAGAAAAUGAAAGCCCAGAGCCUUUCAGAUACUCCAGAACCAGUGUGACUCACAUCAGCUUUUCCCAUGACUCCCAGUACAUGGCAACUGCUGUAAGCGUUUUCACCAACAACCCAACCACACUUUCCCAUCUCCAUGGUGCCACGGCCACUCCUCUGCUUUGUGUGCACAACGCUUCUGGAGCCAAAGCAUCUCAGCACACCGUGGGUGCACACAGCUCAGGCCCUGUGUCCCCUCAGAUAGAGUAUGAUCUUCUCAGGAGCUACAAAGACCACCUGGAAGUCCUGGACAUUCACCGCACCGACCAGGGCUGCUACCCCACCUGCAUGGUCUGGUACCCGCCACUCACCAGGGAACUCUUCCUGCUCAUCUGCAACAGUGGCUACAAAGUGAAGCUUUUUAAUGCUACCACCAAAAUGUGCAGAAAGACGCUUAUGGGCCCAGCUUACGGUUCCCCUAUUGAGCAGGCACAGGUCCUCCCGGCGAGAAGCAUGGCAGAGCUACCGAAACGCUACUUGGUGUUUAUUAACAGAGACAAGGUUGGACUGCAGAUCUUACCAGUGGACGGCAAUCCACAUAAGACAACUGCUAUUGUUUGCCACCCAAAUGGGGUGGCUGGCAUGGCCCUUUCCUAUGACGGCCGCUACGCAUUCACCGCAGGGGGGCACGAUCGUUCGGUGGUCCAGUGGAAAAUCAAUUCAAGUGUCCUGGAGGCAGCGGUUUCUCUUGGGGGUGAAGACUUGACCCCAUUCUACGGUCUGCUAUCUGGCGGCCGGAAAGGAAAAUUCUACAGGGAGCUAGAAGACUACUUCUACUACUCCCAGCUCCGCAGUCAAGGCAUUGACACAAUGGAGACCAGAAAGGUGUCGGAACACAUUUGCCUGUCAGAGCUGCCUUUUGUCAUGAGAGCAAUUGGCUUUUACCCAUCUGAAGAGAAGAUUGAGGAUAUAUUUAACGAAAUCAAGUUUGGGGAGUAUGUGGACACCGGAAAGCUAAUCGACAAGAUCAACUUACCAGAUUUCCUCAGAGUGUACCUUAACCACAGGCCACCUUUUGGUAACACCUUGAGUGGCAUCCACAAGAGCUUUGAGGUGCUCGGUUAUACCAACUCCAAAGGCGAAAAGGCCAUCCGAAGAGAGGACUUCCUGAAACUGCUUGUUACCAAAGGUGAGCACAUGACGGAGGAGGAGAUGUUGGAUUGCUUUGCUUCGCUGUUUGGCCUGAAUCCUGAGGGAUGGAAAUCCGAGCCUGCAACCUCCUCUGUCAAAGGUUCAGAAAUUUGCCUUGAAGAAGAACUUCCGGACGAAAUCACUGCAGAAAUAUUCGCAACUGGAAUUCUUGGCUUAACCAUUUCAGAAGAUUCCGGCCAGGAUGGUCAGUGAAGUUAUCAAGAAUGUUUAAAGCACAAAAGACUUUGGAUGUGUGUGGAUGCACUUGCUAUGUUUUUCAUGAGGCACUGCUUUUUAUGUAUUUCCCUCCCCCCCCCCCAUCUUUAGAACAUUUAGACAUUAAAGCAAAUUUCUGGUGAGCAAUGGAAUUCA